AUGAGUGAUAACGGUAGAAGACCAAACGCUGAGACUCCCAGCAAGCGGAGAUUGUCACUUCGUCUGGGAGAUUCGUCUUCCUCAGUCAACUCGGACAAGAAAGCUAGGAUCGAUCGACCUUUGUCAACACGUGAACAAGAUGCCAUCGACCUUACAGAGGAAUCUGAACAACCUCAAACGGCAACUUCUGCGAGAUUCACUCAUUCUUCCUAUUCUUCACCUUCCGAUUCAACCGAGGAAGAGAGGGACCGAGCGUUGAGAGAACGAGUGGGUCAUCGAUCAUCAGAUCCAUCGCAUCGUCGACACCCUUCUUACCCCUCUGCGUGGGUGAUUGGGGAUAAUGAGCGUGGUGGAUUAUCCGCAGGAUCAUCCUCUCGUCAGCCCAAUCAAUCUCACCCACAUCAUCCUCCCCUUUCUUCCACUUCAGCUGCUGCAUCGAGGAAUUCAAGUCCACCUCCCAGUCUCAAUCUCUCCUCUGGUCAACCUUUGGUCAAUCCACCUCAAAAAACACAAGCUGCUUUCGUAGGUAAACUGUACUCGAUCCUAGAGGACGAAGAUAUCGUCAAGACCGGGUUGAUCUAUUGGUCGGCUGAAGGAACAACUUUUACUUGUCCAAAUCCGCAGGAAUUCGCAAAAGUCGUCUUACCUCGUUUUUUUAAACACAACAACUGGCAAAGUUUCGUCCGUCAAUUGAACAUGUAUUCUUUCAGCAAGGUAAACGACAUAUACACCACCUCUGUCGAUCCUCAAGCUUGGGAAUUCCGACAUAACCUAUUCCGAAGGGGUGAACCCCAUCUUUUGGCAAGUAUCAAGCGGAAAUCUUCUCGCCCAAGCGUACACGAUGGUGGUCAACCUAUUUCACCUACCGAGGAGACAGCAGAGCUCUCUAGACCCGUUGCUGGGUGGAUGAGGGACGUACCACCUCCGGGUGUUCCCAAUCACCAUCCACAGAUACUGAGAUUAUCAUCGCCUCCUCAAUCGCGGGGAAAUAUCGUAUUUCCUUAUUCUGGACCUAACGAAGAUAAUCGACCGACAACCACGGCUGGAAUAUGGGAAUCGAGACAACCUAGUUCUCACGGGACUGCGCCGCCGCAACCAGCUCCACCAGCACCACCGUCGAUCUCGUUGAGGAUGCCACCGCCUUUACAGGAUCUUAAGACGCAGAGUCACCAUCAACCGCAACUCCCACGAUUUCACCCUGAUCCUAACAGACCGCCCUUGUCCGCUCACGGUCAGCGAUUCUUGCCUUCUAACUUUCCCGAUUCCCCAUAUUAUCCUCAACAACCUCCAAGAUCACCUCUAGAUAGUCUCUCUAGUCAAGUGAUCAUGCUCGAAGAUAGGUUACAACGGAUCGCUGAAGUGCUCAAUAAUGACAGAAUCGAGCAUGUCAGAUAUAAUCUAGAUUUCACUUCCUAUCUCUUGCAAAUGGUGGGCUGGGCAGCAGGUGAUCAACCAUCUUUGGAAAUGAAAGCUCUGCAAGAUACGCUCAGUCGUCAAAACGGCGAGAUGAGACAGAAAUACGAAGCGCUCAUGGCUUCUGAUGCAUUGGCUAUAAUGGCUAGUGGAGCAGGUAUCACUGGUCGUGAGCGUGCUCCCGAAAGAGAUCGGGACAGGGACAGGGAAGAGCGACGUACCCGUUUCUCAUUCGAAACUGCUAUACCAAAUUUGACACGUUCUCUUGGAGGUACAUCACCCACUCCUAGAUUGGCACCUGCGCUUAACUCCUCUAGGGGAGUUACACCUAUGGCUUCUCCCUCUGUACGAGAGUUUAGCGAUUUAUCCUCUACUUCAGGUAUGAUCAAUUCAAGACCACCUACAGGAUCCACUUUGACCACCUCAGGAGACAGUCACUUGGCGGACUCCAACUCCAAUAUGAAUUUGCCAAUACCGUUGAAUCUUACCAGAUCGUCAAAUCCAAACGUGUCAUAUUUCCCUACUCCCGCACAAUCGUCUGCUUCUGCCUCUGGACGAGUCACGCCUUCGGCUACAACUGCUGAACUCAGUGUGACGGCAGCUACGGUUUCAGAUCCACGUAAAACACCCCAGGAAGAACCCAGAUCGAUGACUUCACAUACAACAUCAAACGGUUUGAAGGAUACUCCGUCUGGACGUGGAGGUGAUGGAGAGGAAAUCAAACCUAAGACUGGUUUGAAGAAUUUGUUGAACUGA
Molecule: messenger RNA, 2169 nt
Organism: Kwoniella mangroviensis CBS 8507
Lineage: Eukaryota; Fungi; Basidiomycota; Tremellomycetes; Tremellales; Cryptococcaceae
Exons: 6
Coding region: 1-2169 (722 amino acids)
Biological process (GO): regulation of DNA-templated transcription
Molecular function (GO): DNA-binding transcription factor activity; sequence-specific DNA binding
Source: RefSeq, a predicted model, not a curated record